Messenger RNA from Sphaeroforma arctica JP610, 473 nucleotides. RefSeq lists its product as hypothetical. The record is from RefSeq and is a predicted model, not a curated record. NCBI's taxonomy places the organism in Eukaryota, Ichthyosporea, Ichthyophonida. The transcript has a single exon. The annotation marks the transcript as partial.
AUGUCGUUCCUCAGGUCUCAGUACGAUCCAGGACAGUCCCUGGAAACACUCUAUUCAAGGCCUUGGGUGGUAUCCUUUUUGGACGCACACGGUAUUGAGAAGCAAUGGCGUACCCUUAUAGCCACCUUUAUCAAUAAGACGUUUGGACCAGAGUCCUUUGUUUUUGAGGCGUCGACUCGCACCCUCAUCGUCGACCUCUACAAAGAAAAACAAGGCGACUGGUCCCUGGUGUCAAAGAUCAUCACCCGCAUCCAGACUUUCGAAUUUAUGUCCCUUCAUCUUCUAGAUGCAGUAAAUCCCCACAGUACCUUCCUUCUAAGCCCUGCCGCUGUACUCAAUGCGAUUAAUGACGACGACAGCAUCUUGGUGGUCCGCGACUACUUCAUCCGUGCGGGUUUAUCUCGUGAUUUCUCUACUAAUGAGAGUACAGUGGAGACACUGAAGGCCUUCGACCAACUUAAGGAGUCUGCCAG